This is a messenger RNA of Cherax quadricarinatus, 823 nucleotides long. RefSeq names its product crustacyanin-C1 subunit. Lineage: Eukaryota; Metazoa; Arthropoda; Malacostraca; Decapoda; Parastacidae. Gene Ontology annotation, molecular function: pigment binding. The record is from RefSeq and is a predicted model, not a curated record. Gene Ontology annotation, biological process: response to reactive oxygen species; lipid metabolic process. Gene Ontology annotation, cellular component: cytoplasm.
AUGAAGUUACUCUCCUUCCUGCUGGUCCUCGUGGCCGCCGUCGCUGCUGACAAGAUCCCAGACUUCGUCGUCCCUGGCCAGUGUCCUGCUGUUGACGAAAGCAAACUAUGGUCCGAGCAAGUACCAAACCAUGCCAAUUACGCAGGUGUCUGGUAUCAGUUCGCCCUCACCAACAACCCAUACCAGCUCAUCGAUAAAUGUGUCCGCAACGAAUAUUCCUUCGAUGGAAAACAGUUUGAAAUCACGUCGACUGGCGUGACUACUGAUGGCAGCUUGUUGAAGCGCAAUGGGAAGGCCUAUCCCAGCCCUCUGGGUGAUUCUCAUCUCACCAUUGACUACGAGAAUUCCUGGGCGGCUCCCUACGUUAUCCUGGACACUGACUACACUAACUUCGCCUGCAUAUACUCCUGCCACAGCUACAACUUCGGUUAUUACUCAGACUUUGCUUUCAUCUUCACUCGCUCCCCAAGUCUGGCAGACAAGUUCGUGAAGCGGUGUGAAGCUGCCUUCAAGAACAUCGAUGUUGACACUUCCCGCUUCACUAAGACCGUCCAAGGAUCUUCUUGCAAUUAUGAUGUACAGAAAACUCUGUAAACGUCUCGAUGAGAGAUAAAGAACAUUACUUUUAUGUAAUGUUUACUAUAAUGUGAGAUUCUGUGUGGUUGUAAUAUCUAUCGAUGUACCAUUUCGUGUAUGAAAACAUCGUAAACCGUUUUCUAUGAAUGAUUUUUUUAGAAUGAGAUAUAUUGUUCAUGUACAUAAUUAUUAAUAGCGCUCAUAUAUUGUACUAAAUAAACAUAUACACAAAUAUACAGUUUACAUA